AUGCCUCACGCAACCGAGUGCGCAAAUUCGAUUACUGUCGUAUCCGGCUCGUCACCGAUUUCUAUCCCUGGCUCGACUAGCGGCUACGGACGCACUUCUGGUCCUUCUUAUAGUACUUCUGCUGCGACCGCGAGGUCAGUCCCAUUAAAUGAUGACGCCUAUAGCAAUAACCUUUCACAAGACGUAGAAAAUAUGAACCUCGGCUUUGAUCAGCCCUACCCAGUAUUUAAUGUGGGAAUGUACCCUCCCUCCCUUACUUCUGAUCCAAAUUUACAGACAAGUUAUCGCGAAUAUAAUUGCUGUGGAAUCGAUCAUCAAAAUUUACACGACCUUAUUCAACAUGUUGACAUUAUUCAUCGUGGAUUGAUCGUACACGAUAAUGAAAUCAUUCAAUUUCCUCUCGAAGCAAAUACUGUUUAUUCACAGUACCGAUGUAAUUCAAUGCCAAUCCCGAUGUCUGUUUCAUCCAUUCAACCUUCUUUGAAUACUUCGGUACAGAAUGGAUCCGCUCAUGAACAAAAAAAUCAUCAGAACAGUACACAAAGCAAUUUCAACUCUGUCGCACCUUCUACUAUCUACUCAGUUAAUAACUCAUCUGCUCCAAGUUAUAAACAGAAGGGUAACUUAAAUAAUAAUGGAUUUGAGUACAGCCAAAUUGAUCUCGCACACAUUAAUGGAUUUGGUCAGAUUAACGGUCUUGAACAACUCACAAAUGGUCAAAGUCAGGAUUCAUGUGAACAGAACGAAUUUAUGUUGGCAGCAGCAUUAUAUUUGUAUGAUAAUUCCACAUUGCGUAAUACGAAUUUCUCGUUCGAGGAUCAAACGACAUCGUCCAUGUCAACAAGUCUUGAUGAUGAUUCUUACCCCUCAAAAGCUAUUCAAAUGAACCAACAAGAUCCUUUAUUAGUUAAUAACUCACCACAAUCUUUUCCGGCGACCCCGGUCGAUUAUGUCUCUUCUCCUAUCAGUUCAGAUGACUUUGAUAAUUCGGCCGUUGUCUCUCCCAUUUCAAACGAUCGUGUCAUGUCCAUCUCAAACUUAGGACAAGUGGCGGCCGUUUCACCUUCAAAAUCUAAAGUCAACAACCCUCAGGAUAAGAGCCCUCAAAGACCAUCAUCGUCUUCACCUUAUGGUUCAAUUAAUAAUAACAAUGAGAAUAGUGUUAACGCUCAGCAGACAUCCCCAUCCAUUAAUGCAUCAACACCUAGCCAACAGGUUUCAUACAUCUCAAGACAGAGACUCGUCCCAUCACCAAGUAAUGGUGCUAAUGCUACUAUUAAUGCUCAACAAAGACGUUUGUCCUCAACAACCCAAAAUACAUCUUAUGGGAUCAUGAAUAAUUCAAGACAAAGGCCUAUUGCGACAAACAAUGUUCAACAAAGGCGCACGUCUUCUAUACCAUAUAAUUCUGAACAAGUAUCAUCGAACUCUGAUCCUAGUAAAUCUAAUCAAAGGGCCUCAAAUUCAUCCAAUAAUCCAAUGUCUUAUGGAUAUAGUAGCAACUUUUUGCAACCUAGGCGAUCGUCAACUUCAAAUAUUAUCUCAGCACAUCCGGUUGUAACUACAAUGCCCCCGAAUGAACAUCAGUAUAGGAUUAAUAUGUCAAAUUUAGGACAAGGAAACGUCACAUCUUCAAGUAGGCCCGUUGCUCAACUCAGACGCUCAUCAACUUCUAAUUUAGUGGCGGCGCGUUCCAUUGCGACAACUACACCACAAAGUUAUGGUCACAUCUCGAUCGAAAAUAAUGCGUUGGCGUCAUAUAUGCCCUCAGUUACUACUGCACAAUACUCUGUGAACUCAGCUGACAGUUACCCGAUGUAUAUGUCUUCUGGAGAGACUGGCUCCGGAGCAGCCACGCAAUACCCGGCAAAAUAUCAGCGAAUCCAACCGAAGGCUGGUAACGGAGUUGCAAUGUCAGAUGUCUAUUCCGACCCAUCAAUUGGUGCGUCUGGUAUCAAAUCAAAGAAAAGGACCACCUCCACACCAUCGGUUGAUAAUAAAUCAGUAAAAAGACGUUCUAACAAACCUUCUGAUGAAUCUGUCGCUGAUGCUUCCGCUGCUAUUCAUCCUUCCGAUUUGUCCUCUGAUGUCGUGCAAAAUAGAGGUGAAGCCGAUAUAUAUCCUUACAAAUGCGCCGUUCACGGAUGCCCGAAAGCAUAUAAAAAUGCAAAUGGAUUAAAAUAUCACAACGAACAUGGUCAUGCACAGCAAAGCGGUAACGGAGCUCGUGAAAAGCCUUGGGCGUGCCGCAUCGGAGGUUGCCUAAAAACUUACGGCAGCAAAGGUGGCCUCAUAUAUCACGUUAAACAUUGCCAUCCUAAUGAUUUGUGGGCUUUGCCAUAA
Molecule: messenger RNA, 2343 nt
Organism: Funneliformis geosporum
Lineage: Eukaryota; Fungi; Glomeromycota; Glomeromycetes; Glomerales; Glomeraceae
Source: the annotation of a GenBank genome assembly